AUGGUCAUAUUCAGAGAAAAUGGCAAAGGUCAGUCGUACCACGAUGAAGUUAAAAAUCAGAAAACUACCUACAACCCCAGUGGACCUCUUAUCCUGGAAUGUGAAGUACAGGAAGUCAUCAAUAAACUUAAAGAAAGGAAGAAAAAACAGGCUACAGCCAACUCAUCUGUAGGGGGUGUAGGCAUUUUGCUUUCACCAAAAGCUAUGGAGAAUUUAUUGAGCAUAGAGAAGAUAUCACCAAGAGUUGUUAUUGCCGACUUCAGGGGUAAUCCUAGAACAACGGUCAUAUCUUGCUAUAGUCCCGACAACAAUAGUUCCGAUGAGGAAACAAACCAGUUUUACAAUACUCUACGUUCUACUCUGGAGAAUGUUCCAACUCAAAACUUUCUCUUAGUAACAGGGGACUUCAACGCUAAGCUUGGAACGGAUGAUGCUAAAUUCACCUUCCAUACAUUAACCAACCGUAAUGGUGAGCAUAUGGUUGACUUAAUGGAGAAAUUUAAUCUCUAUCCAGCCAACACUAAGUUUAUGAAGAGCAAAAAUCAACUAUGGACCUUUGAGUAUCCAAAUGGCAGCAGAGCCCAACUAGACUUCAUUCUGGUCCGUAAAAAGUGGCAGAACAGCAUCAAGGACUGCCGAGCAUACUCAUCUUUCUCUUCCGUGGGAUCUGACCAUCAAAUUGUCUCUGCAAAAGUUAAACUGAGUUUUAGAGUUUCGAAGAAACCAACAGCAGAUCCCAUGACAGCCAUUGACUGGAAAGUGGUCUACCCUAAUGAGGAGGUGGCUCUAUCUACACUCCCCAAAAAAACAAAGUCACGAAGAAAUCCAGACAUCAAAAUCUCAGAAGCUCGAGAAAAUCUCAAGAAAAUCUCAUCAAUGUACCACCGUCACCCUUCUCAGAGCAAUAGGAAGAAAUUAACAACUGCUAAGAAGUCCCUCGACCAUGCUUAUCUUGAGGCAAAAGAAGCUUAUAUAAAUGGGAAAAUAACUGAAAUUUCCCAUCUUCAUAUCAACCAACAACACUCUGCAGCCUGGAAAACUAUAAAUGAACUAGCGGGAAAAAGUUCAAAACCUCCACCAACAAUUAAGGGUGGCAGCCGAGAGCAACGGCUUGGAGAGUACACCAUCGCAGAGUUGAAAUGUGUUCUGAAAAAGCUAAUCAACAAGGUUCUUGGUCCAGAUAAGAUCCCUGCCAUCUUGUGGAAGGAUUCUAUUUUUCAUCAAUCACUUCUUGAUCUGUGUCGUUCCACUCUUGGUCAAAUCCUCACAUUGCGUAGAAUAAUCGAGGAAAUCACAUUUUGCAAUAAAACUGCAGCUCUUAUCUUUGUUGACAUCAGCAAAGCUUUUGACUCAGUCAACCGCGAGACUAUGUUUGAAAUUCUUGAACUCUAUGGCAUACCAGUAGAAAUCAUUGAAGCAAUCAAAGUAUUGUAUACAAACACACAGGCCACUGUCCUGACCCCAGAUGGUGAAACAGAACCUUUCGACAUUCUGGCUGGCAUUCUCCAAGGCGACACUCUAGCACCAUUCCUUUUCAUCAUUGUAAUAGAGUACAUCAUGCGUAUAUCAGUGGAUACAAUCAAAGAAAAUGGACUGAUGUAUCAGCCUAUGCAUGUGCAUACUUUUGUGUGGGAGUACUGUUAUUCUGCAUUAGCAUUAGUGCAUUGGUUAGCAAUGUACAGUGCAUACCAGUACGUGUGCGUUUUUUCGUUCUAUCAUUACAGAUCCUUGAGCUACAAGAAUGUACUAGAUGACGUGUAA
Messenger RNA from Penaeus indicus, 1761 nucleotides. RefSeq lists its product as uncharacterized. The transcript has 8 exons. Lineage: Eukaryota; Metazoa; Arthropoda; Malacostraca; Decapoda; Penaeidae. Gene Ontology annotation, molecular function: catalytic activity. Bases 1 to 1761 code for a protein of 586 amino acids. The record is from RefSeq and is a predicted model, not a curated record.